Messenger RNA from Aspergillus costaricaensis CBS 115574, 3558 nucleotides. RefSeq lists its product as uncharacterized. Lineage: Eukaryota; Fungi; Ascomycota; Eurotiomycetes; Eurotiales; Aspergillaceae. The coding region runs from base 1 to 3558 and encodes 1185 amino acids. The transcript has 2 exons. The record is from RefSeq and is a predicted model, not a curated record. Gene Ontology annotation, molecular function: protein binding.
AUGGGUCAACCCAAGUGGCUCGUGUGUCUCAAAUCACGAUUCAGUGGGAAAGGCAAAAGCAAAAACAAAGGAUCGCUGGGAAAUGACACCUCUCAAGCAUCAGCAUCAACUCCCCUCGUGGAGUCUUAUCAGUCCCUCGGCGAAGCCACAAAGGAAGUAAGGAGCUCACAGUCUAAUCGCUAUAGCUCCGAACAUGGACCGAGUGAAAUCAAGUCAAAGGAGCAGACGAAUCCUAUAUCCCCCGUUGUUGAUGGACAGGAGAUACCAGAUGUAGGAGACAUUUGGGAAGAGGCAUACGGUCGCAUUCGCAAUAACAAGGUCUUGGAGAAACUUGUGAUUGAAUAUGAGAAUAUAGUCCGCUCAAAACUCCCGUCGGCCACAACGGACCCUGACUGCGGCGUUGUCGACAACAAUCCGAUGCCCCUUACGCGUCAACUAGCCGUUCUAGACGACAAGAGUCGCCAGAAAUUGAUGGAUGAAUUGGUCAAGGAAAGCAGCAAUAAUGCAGCAGAUAUCAAAGCAUUCGAUACCUUCUCGAAAGUAUUCAACUCGACCAAGGAUGGAAUAUCGAGCAUGCUGGCUGUUUACCCACCUGCCUCUAUUGCCUGGACAGGGGUCUGUUUAGUAUUGACUCCGGUAGUUAGUGCGAGUCAUAAUGGCCUCCUGUAUAUUAUCGCGAAGCUUCCAUGGUAUGCGCACUUGGUCGAGCUUCUAAAAUCUGAAAUAUGGCAGUCUCCCCAGCAAUUCCGGCGGUCGAAGGCCCCUCUCAAAGAGGCAAUCAUAGAGCUAUACAGGCUCAUCAUUGAAUUCCAGAUCUUGAGUCUGCGAGAAUGCCAUCACAAGUUCAGAACCCUUUCCAAGACCUUCGUGGGGCUGGGCUCAUCCGCGGAGGAUAGACUGACUCAGAUCAAAGAAGCUGAGAGCGAGGUGCAGACGUAUAUGGAAAUCGAUUUCAGGACACAAGUGUUGGACACACUCAAAGGCAUCAAAUCAACUUCAGCCCAAAUGAAGACCGGCUUGACAUCAGAACUCAACAGGCAGUUUGCGUUGAGGCAACAGUCAAAGCUAAUCACAAAGUUUAGGCUAGACGAAGCCCAUCUGGAUAUUGAUCAGUAUCAAGCCUACUAUGAGGAUAUCAGCAAUCCUUCAAGUGGAACAACCGAAGGCUUCCGUGAGCACAGAAUAUAUCAAGAAUGGGAAUCCGGAUCAACUCGUUCUCUGCUUGUGGUGGCCAACCCUGGUACUGGAAAGUCGGUGCUGACCAAAUCUCUUCAUGAGUCACUUUCAAGACCAGGUGGACCUGCGGUUUGUUCAUUCUUCUUCAAGGACCGCGGUGGUCAGCAAAAUAACAUGAACGUCGCUCUCUGCCACAUUAUGUAUCAAUUGUUCCAGAAUCGUCCGGACUGGAUUGUCCACGUGGUGGAUGAUAUUCAGAACAAGGACCCGGGUGACAUACGAUCAAACUUCCGUUUUCUAUGGGAGCUUCUUCAUAAGGUACUCGUUAAAGUUGAACCGGAUAGCAUUGUUCUUCUGCUUGACGCCUUGGAUGAAAGUGAGCCUGGCUCAAGGGAAAAGUUUAUUCAGCACUUGCACGGUUUCGAUAGCCCAGCUCUGAAGCUCUUCUGCACUGCCCGUCCACUGAGCGACAUCAUUGACGACUUUCACCCCGUGAUGGAUUUUAUUUUGGACCUCGAUCAAGAUGCGCAAUGUCGGGAGUUUCUUUCAAGGGAUAUUCAAUGUGUUGCGAGUCAACGUCUGGAGAGGUUCAUGCAGAAACGGAAGAUCGAAAAUGAGUCUGUUUGUUUACAGCUCCGAGAAAUGCUCAGAAAGCGCGUUGAAGGAGAUCGGACAUAUCUAUUUGUCAAAUUGCUUUUCGAUGUUUUGGAUAAGAAGAAGUUGAGUAUGACAAGAUCGCUGAGGGCAUGGGUCAAAGAAUUCGAGAAUAUUCCAGAGACAGUCUUUGACGCGUAUACCGAGCUACUGGACGCAAUAGAUGAAGCAGAUCGUGAAGCGGUGAAAGCUAUGUUGAAGAUUGUCUUGGCCGCACAGAGACCUUUGACCGUUCAGGAAAUGGAAAUUGCCUUGAAGGUUGGUAUGGAUGACGAGGCCUUUGAGCGUGGAGACGAGUUCAACCCACUUCUAUUCAAAGCGACCAUGUUGGAACGAUGUCAUUUCUUGCUGGUGACAUACAAUGACCGUAUCUACUUUAUUCACCAAACUGUUAAGGACUAUCUUCUAUCGGAACAAGAAAGCCAAGUGAAACCGAAGAAGGACACAAGACCCACCUGGCUACAAUCGAUCACCACCGUUUCCUGCCAUGAAACCAUACUCAACAGUUGCAUGCGCUAUAUUUCCGCCCCAUUCAAUCAACGACCGGAGAUAAUCCCUGUUGAAGACUUCUUCUAUCUUCCUCUAUAUGAGCAGCUUGAGCAUCAACAAUGGUAUUGGGACACGUUUCCGUUUGGGGAAUAUGCGUUUUGCCAGUGGCUUGUUCAUCUGCAUGAAAUAAGAACUAAAGAGGGGAAAGGUCCAGAAACUCUUAUUGAAAUGCUCCCAAGACUCCAGGAGAAAUAUUAUAAAUUAUCCUUCGAUGUCGUAUUGCCAAUGCUCUGUUGCUCUGGCUUUACGUCUGAAGCGGAGGCGAGGCUCUUCCAGAACGUGGUACAGCUAGGGAGUAGAAACAUGACAGAGGCUCUCAACAACAUGUCCCAAGGCCUAAUCUUAAGGUCUACUAAAUUCAACUCACAUGCAGAUCUUACUUGCGCGAUAGAAAUCACCGCCAGCGUUGUCGAGCAAACGCCAGAAGCAGAUGCCAGGCUAGGUAGGAUGCUUAUUAACCUAAGCCGAGCACACAUUCUCGAGCAAGACCAUUAUAAUUACGAAAGCUCAGACUUGAACACUGGCUUAGAGGUCGCCGAGAGAGCGCUGCAAGUAACACCAAUUGGCAGCAUGGACCGAGCUAGAGCAUUGCAUGAGCACGCUAAUUGGGCACACUGGAACGAGGACCUCGAUCAGGCAAUUGAAGAUACUGAGAACGCCUUGACUCAUACCCCUGACCUGAGCAAAGCAGAUAAACAGCUAUUUUAUCACUCCUUGGCCAUGUGGUUGGGAUACCGAUUUCAAAGGGCGGAGCAGCCCCAAGACGAUGACUUACGCAGGGCUGUGGAAUGUGCGCAGAGAGCUAUACAUGGCAUGUCAAAGAAGAAUCCAAGAUACGCUAAUGCGCUUCACACAUUGACUUUUUGGUUGAAGGCGACUGCUUCAAAGUAUCCUGACAAGCCAGAAUAUUUACGUCAGGCAAUUGAGGUGGCUGAAGAGGCAAAUGGACUUAGGCUACCCACUGAAGCCUCUAGUCAUAUGUAUCUCCGUGAGCUGUCUGGAUGUUUGCUCAUGCGCUAUGAGCGCGAGCGUAACAUGAAGGAUCUCGAAGAUGCUCGUGAGCUUAUAGAGGAGGGUUUGCAAACGACUAUAGAAACAUUUUCCUUGUAUCGCGAAUUCAUCAAUCUCAUGGAAGUAGUGAACGAGUUUGAAGAGGAAGUACAAAUGGGGAAAAUAUAG